UCUAUUGUAAGCUAGAUAGCUAGCGUAAUUUACCAGCUAGGUAUGCACAGAACCACUAUGCGACAUGGCCGUUUUGAAGUAGAAGGUUAGCCAGCUACUUAGCUAAUGUCGUAUGGACACCUAUAAACUAUCCCAGUGGAUGAAUCCACAACGUUUAGAUACAAAUUAAGUACAUGUGAUUUGGCACGCAAACGAACCCACUGCCAAGAAGUUAUUUCGAUAGCUUGCUACGUGGACGUAGUGGGGGGGUCUGCUAGCUAACUAGGCUAGCCUGCCAGCUAACGUUAAACUGUCAAAAGCCAAAAGGGUCCAACAAGACCAAGAAUUGGAAAAGAGACUACACGCAGUUCAAUUUGAAGAUACAUCAUAUUUACUACUUUUAUUUAGUUAGGCUGAGGAACUCCAGAAAAACAAUUGUCAAAGUUGAAGAUUUGCUUGUUGCAUUCCUCGACUAAAUAAAGUAUUUACCCUGCAAUGUUAGCUGGCCAUGUACUUUAGAAAGAACCUUAACAUAUUAUACAUAAAUGGCUAUGUAUGUGUAGACUAGGCUUACUAAACAAGCCAUUCGCUACAUUGUCUAUCAUUAGUCUGGGUAUUAGGGAUUAUAUUCUAAACUAUUUGUAUCGCUCCAAAAGGUAAUAUUGUGGUAUGGUUUAUUUGUUUGACGUUAGCAUGAAGCCCUCACUGUUAUAAGAGCAGAAUUAUGUAAAGCAAGGUGAAUGUCUUGGGGAAGACAUGUAGCUCGCUGAGUAACCUCAUUGGUAUUCUCCCUUGGGCGUUGGUGUUGUGCUUUGUAGCGACAGUGGUUGGUUUUGAUUUAACACCUACAGGUGUGUCGUGUGACUCGUCCUGUGGUAUACACAUUCCCUCUUGUCAUUCCCAGUGAUCUCAUGGCAAGGAGAGAGUUAAUUUGACUCGUUCAUCUAAUGUACUAUAGCUAGGCUUAUAGUCUAACAAAACCUCCAACAAAAUCCUAGAACUGAAAUAAAUAAUAUAAAGUUUAACCCAUUAUUGUGUUCUCAAUAACUCAUCAUUGCAGUCUCUUAAGUCCUUUAGUUUAAAAUCCAGGCAGUAUUAAGGGCGCUAAACUAAGGGAACUGACAUGACAGCUGUAGUAGGGAGAGUUUGGGGGUGGGUGCAUCCAGCUAUCUCCUACUGGUCCUGGGGCAGCAAAGCAGGAUCUGACAAAACCAUGAGGGACAAACCAGUGACGGACGAGGGGCAGACGAGAGGCAGCUGGGGCUUGGGAGGGUUAACAACCUGGGUUUGGGGAGCGGGACAGAAAAGACAAACAAGUGACCAAACUACAUUGAUUGACGAGUACUGGGAAGCAAGUGAGGAGGAAAUCCAGUCCAUGGAAAUUGAAGAUCUGGGCGCGGCCAAGCAGGAGGCUGAGGGGAAAGCAGAACACGGUGGCUCCAGAUGGUGGAAUAAGGUUCUGCCGUCCUCAGACUUCUGGCCGAGAGCAGCUGAACCUGGUGGGCUAAGUCAGAGGAAAUGUGUCGGGGGAGGAUGGGACUCUGACAACGAUGGGGAGUAUUCUGACUAUGGAACCCCUCCACCAUCUCCCACACCAAGUUCCUCAUCAGCCUUCCGGUUCUUUGCACUCGCCUGGAAUGGGGAGAUAGUUCCAGAACACUAUGAGAUCUGCUUCAACCUCCUUCGCCACCUGUUUGACCUGUUCGUGGUGGGCUUCCUGUGGACUGUGUCCCCCCCUACCAAGUUGGUCCUUGAGGUUCUAGGGGUCCAAGGAGGACUGAAGUUGUGGCUCCACGGAAUGGCCAUGUUUUCCGUCUCCACUGUUGGAAUGGCAGGACUGCUCUGGUUGGUCCAGGAGUAUCUUCUACAGUUUGCUCUGGUGUACGGCAUCGUGCAAGCGCUGGUCAUCUCUGUCAGCACCCAGCAGAGUGUGAUCCUAGGAGAGGGGGAUCAGGUGGAGGAUGAAAAGGAGGUGGAGGAUGAGGAAGUGAGAGACGAUGGGGAAGUUACAGAGAUGUACCUGACUACAAAGGAAUACAUCAAAGGAAAGUUGAUCCUUGAAUGAAAGUUUGUUUUGGCAAUCAUCUGACAUGGAGGAAAGUUGGAGGGAAGAGGGAUGUUUCGACAAGCCUGACAUGCAGGGAUUGAGGGAAGUUGUUUCAAGAGCCUACCAAUGCAAAGAAAAAGUCACAGGAAGAGAGCUGAGCCCAGCUGACACUGCAAUGAGGAGAGGUAGAGGCUGGAGGACUUCAAGCUUCACCUCACUGGAGUGAACAGUGGAGCUGAAGCAAAACACGGCCACUACUAUCAUGGUCGUCUAGGCCAAGUGAUAACACUGUUGUCAUCACGUCCACUCCUAUCACGGUCAUCUAGGCCAAGUGAUGACACUGUUGUCAUCACGUCCACUACUAUCACGGUCAUCUAGGCCAAGUGAUAACACUGUUGUCAUCACGUCCACUCCUAUCACGGUCAUCUAGGCCAAGUGAUAACACUGUUGUCAUCACGUCCACUACUAUCACGGUCAUCUAGGCCAAGUGAUAACACGGUUGUCAUCACGUCCACUACUAUCACGGUCAUCUAGGCCAAGUGAUAACACGGUUGUCAUCACGUCCACUACUAUCACGGUCAUCUAGGCCAAGUGAUAACACGGUUGUCAUCACGUCCACUACUAUCACGGUCAUCUAGGCCAAGUGAUAACACUGUUGUCAUCACGUCCACUACUAUCACGGUCAUCUAGGCCAAGUGAUAACACGGUUGUCAUCACGUCCACUACUAUCACGGUCAUCUAGGCCAAGUGAUAACACUGUUGUCAUCACGUCCACUACUAUCACGGUCAUCUAGGCCAAGUGAUAACACUGUUGUCAUCUUAGCACAGUUCUAUUGUUCUGUCUUAUUGUUACAGAAUCCUGUUUCCCUCCAGUUAGACUCUUCUUUCUUUCAUACUCAAUUUGUUUUGUUGAGAUGAACUUUUGAAUAUGUACUUGACAGAUACCGGCACCUUUUUUUCCCCCAGGUUUCUUUCAAAGUUUAUUACAAGCAGAUUUCGUUGCUGUUCAUUUUGGGACAUAAGGUUUAUUUGCUAGUAUUUUUAUUUCCUGUGCCAUAAUACUGCAUGUGGAGUAGUGUGCCUCAGUAUAUUAUCCCUGGCUUUCUCCAUGAUAAUCAUUAUUGGUAAUUGCAUUGUAAGUACACUACAAAGUUGAACAUAUAUUUAUCGGUCUUGUCACUCUUAUGGUUCCUGUUUGAAAGGUAGCCUACAGCCUUACAGAUCAGAUUAGAAACACAAUGUAUAUCUUAAAUGUAUAUCUUAAAUGUAUAUCUUACAAUUGUCCAGUAGCAAGUUUUGCACAAUCCCAUACAAACCAAGUGACGCUCAGAACACUAAAUUCUACAUGCAAGAUUUUGUUCUCUCAGCAUAUGUCACAAUCUACAGUAUGCAUGUAUAAGAACAGGGUUCUCACCAGUGGAGGCUGGUGGGAGGAGCUAUAGGAGGACAGGGUCAUUGUAAUGGCUGGAAUGGAAUAAAUGGA
This is a messenger RNA of Coregonus clupeaformis (lake whitefish), 3509 nucleotides long. RefSeq lists its product as uncharacterized. The record is from RefSeq and is a predicted model, not a curated record. NCBI's taxonomy places the organism in Eukaryota, Metazoa, Chordata, Actinopteri, Salmoniformes, Salmonidae. The transcript has 3 exons. The coding region runs from base 1103 to 2044 and encodes 313 amino acids.